Molecule: messenger RNA, 2100 nt
Organism: Akanthomyces muscarius
Lineage: Eukaryota; Fungi; Ascomycota; Sordariomycetes; Hypocreales; Cordycipitaceae
Exons: 1
Coding region: 1-2100 (699 amino acids)
Cellular component (GO): nucleus
Molecular function (GO): nucleic acid binding; exonuclease activity
Source: RefSeq, a predicted model, not a curated record
AUGGCGGACAACGAAAACAAUGCCGCGCCGGCAGCAAACGCAGCAGCCCCUGCCUCCCAAGAAGCGACGCAAUCCAACAGCUCCCGCAGCAGCCUGAAGCGCGCCAGCCCCCACGACGGGCACGACGAGCCCGCGGCCGACAAGAAGCCCAAGACCGACGACACCUCCCCCGCCGGCGGCGGCGAGUGGCAGACAGUCAGCCGCUCGUCCAAGAAGCAGAAGAAGCUCCCGCGGCCCGGCAAAAACUACCCCUCCAUCACCUUUUCGCCCAACGCGCGGCUGCAGUCCAAGAUUGGCGUCAGCCACCUGCGCGACCUGGUGACGUACAUCUUCGCCGACGGCACCGGCCCGCAGUGGUGCGCCGUGACGCACCGCCCAGCCUUUCGCAAGAUUGUGGCCGUCAUGGUGCCCGGGCUGGAAGAGGCCAUGUUCAAGGCCGGCGUGGACCUGGCAAACUUCAACAAGACGCGCGACGACGACCUGGACACGUCGCCGACCGAAAAGGACAAGCAAAAGCACGCGUCGCCAGACGACUACUACCCGCGGCCGCUGGAAAAGGAACACCUGCCCGAGGCGCUGCGGCCGUUUGCCGACAUGUUCCCCCACCUGUGGCCGGUCAAGACGCCCGGCGACGACCGCCACGGCAAGAUGCACUCGCCGAUGGCGGCGUUCCUCAGCACGCCCGCGCCCAAGGACAAGUCGAAGCCCGGCGUCAAGCCCGCGCGCGAGCCCGCGGGCUGGAAGAAUGAGCGCACGCGCAUCACCGAGUACCUGGCCUCGGCGUCUGAGCUCGCCGAGAACGGGUACCUCGUGCACCCCGCGAUGCUGCCCGAGGGCGCCGCGGCGCGGGACUCGUUUGCCCUGCCGGCGGGGUGGGUGCGCACCGCGGCCGAGAGCAUGGACGACGGGGUCGUGCCCGAGGCCGACGUGCCGCAGGGCAGCGUGACGGCCGGGAGGACGGUGCUGGCGCUCGACUGCGAAAUGUGCCUGACGGGCGAGAACGAGUUUGCGCUCACGCGCAUCAGCAUCGUCGACUGGGCCGGCGACGUGGUCCUCGACGAGCUCGUCCGGCCCGACAAGCCCAUCACCGACUACCUCACGCGCUUCUCGGGCAUCACCGAGGAGAUGCUCGCGCCCGUCACCACCACGCUCGCCGACAUCCAGGCCCGCCUCCUCGCGCUCCUCACCCCGCACACCAUCCUCGUCGGGCACUCGCUCGAGUCCGACACCAAGGCGAUGCAGCUCACGCACCCCUUCAUCGUCGACACCUCGCUCCUCUUCCCACACCCGCGCGGCCCGCCGCUCAAGUCGUCGCUCAAGUGGCUCGCGGAAAAGUACCUCUCGCGCAGCAUCCAAAAGGGCGGCGCCGCGGGCCACAACUCGGUCGAGGACGCCCGCACGUGCCUCGACCUCGUCAAGCAGAAGUGCGAAAAGGGCAAGGGCUGGGGCACGUCGGACGCCAGCCAGGGCGAGAACCUCUUCCGCCGGCUCGCGCGCGCCGGCACCGCGUACAAGGCCCAGGGCGGCGACGCGGCCCUCGGCGGCGUCGAGGUCGGCAAGACGAGCGCCGCCGUCGACUGGGGCGACCCGGGCAAGGGCUACGGCGGCGGCGCCACGGUGCGCUUCGGCUGCGCGUCCGACGAGGACGUCGUCGCCGCCGUCCUGCGCUGCGUCAACGGCGACGCCGACGGCGGCGAGGUCCGCGGCGGCGGCGUCGACUUCACCUGGGCGCGCUUCCGCGAGCUCGAGGCCCGGCAGGGCUGGUGGAACACGAACCGCACCGCGGCCAGCGGCGACGGCGGGCCGCCAGAGGACGCCGAGGAGAGCGUGGAGAGCUGCGUGCGGCGGCUGACCGAGCGCAUCCAGCGCAUCUACGACGCGCUGCCGGCGUGCACCGCCCUCGUCCUGUACAGCGGAUCCGGCGACCCGCGGCGCAUGGCCGCGCUGCAGGCCGCCCAGACGCAGUGGCGCAAGGAGUACAACACGCCUGGCCGCAAGUGGGACGAGCUGAGCGUGCAGUGGACCGACGUCGAGGAGCAGGCGCUAAAGCGGGCGGCGCAAAAGGCGCGGUCCGGCAUCGGCUUCAUCACGGUCAAGUAG